Pecten maximus is the source of this 519-nucleotide messenger RNA. Its product is annotated as sperm acrosomal protein FSA-ACR.1-like. Lineage: Eukaryota; Metazoa; Mollusca; Bivalvia; Pectinida; Pectinidae. The record is from RefSeq and is a predicted model, not a curated record. The transcript has a single exon. The coding region runs from base 1 to 519 and encodes 172 amino acids.
AUGUGGAACAAUAAAGGUCGCCAUGUCCUAAAUUCUCAAACCACAGGUCGUCAGAUCCUAAAUUCCAAAACCACAGGUCACCAGAUCCUAAAUUCUAAAACCACAGGUCGCCAGAUCCUAAAUUCUAAAACCACAGGUCGCCAGGUCCUAAAUUCUAAAACCACAGGUCGCCAGGUCCUCAAUUCUCAAGCCACAGGUCGCCAGAUCCUAAAUUUUCAAACCACAGGUCGCCAGAUCCUAAAUUCUCAAACCACAGGUCGCCAGAUCCUAAAUUAUCAAACCACAGGUCGUCAGAUCCUAAAUUCUCAAGCCACAGGUCGCCAGGUCCUAAAUUAUCAAACCACAGGUCGCCAGAUCCUAAAUUCUAAAACCACAGGUCGCCAGAUCCUAAAUUCUCAAACCACAGGUCGCCAGGUCCUAAAUUCUCAAACCACAUGUCGCCAGAUCCUAAAUUCUCAAACCACAGGUCGCCAUGUUCUAUACUCUCAAACCACAAGUCGCCAUGUUCUAUACUCUUAA